Eucalyptus grandis is the source of this 1177-nucleotide messenger RNA. RefSeq names its product probable nucleoside diphosphate kinase 5. Bases 136 to 705 code for a protein of 189 amino acids. NCBI's taxonomy places the organism in Eukaryota, Viridiplantae, Streptophyta, Magnoliopsida, Myrtales, Myrtaceae. The transcript is spliced from 6 exons. Gene Ontology annotation, biological process: UTP biosynthetic process; CTP biosynthetic process; GTP biosynthetic process. Gene Ontology annotation, molecular function: nucleoside diphosphate kinase activity. The record is from RefSeq and is a predicted model, not a curated record.
CGCUCCGAUUUGAUUCCCCGGCGCGCUUUCCCUCCCUCCCUCCCUCCCCAAAUCACCGAGGAGGAAUUCUCUCGACUCCCCCAGAAAAUCGGAACUUCCCAGCAUCCAAUCCAACCCCUUUCUGCAAUCGAGCAGAUGCUCCAGAUGACGGUCCGCCCGACUCCGUUCCUCGCGAGAUCGAUGCCCUUCCGCUUCUUCUUCUUCUUCUUCGUGUUGUCUGUUGCCAGGUCUUCUGGCGGUGGGGAAGCCAAGAGUGAAAGAACAUUGGCUAUCAUAAAGCCAGACGGAUUGUUUGGCAACCACACAGAUGCCGUAAAGAAGAUUAUUUUGGAGUCCGGCUUCAGAAUCUUAAAGGAAAAGAUCGUUCAGUUAGAUCAAGAAAGCGCAGCAAGCUUUUAUGCUGAGCACUCUGCAAGGAGCUUCUUUCACAGCCUCGUCCAAUACAUGACGAGUGGUCCAGUGUUGGUUAUGGUUUUGGAAAAGGAUGAUGCUGUUUCAAGCUGGCGUACUUUGAUUGGGCCAACAGAUGCAAGCAAAGCUAAAAUUACUCAUCCUCAAAGCAUUAGAGCAAUGUGUGGGACUGAUGCUGAGAAAAAUUGUGUUCAUGGUUCUGAUUCGCCCCAAUCGGCCCAAAGAGAGAUAUCAUUUUUCUUUGACUCCAUGCCUUCAGCAGGGGUGCAAGCUAUUGAACACGACGAACUGUAGCUGGAAAAUGCAGAGGAUCCCUUUGAGCCUCUUUAACCUCUUCAGUUAUAACCAUACGACACAGAUUCCUCAUCUACUUGAGACUGGCAUAGAGGAUUAUUUCCAUAAAAUUUUGAUUCUGUUUGGCUGAAUGUAUUGCUUUUAUGCAGCCACAUUGACAUGGUGAUACCUGCUGAGGUAAGCCCUGUAUGCUUAGUUGUCAGCUCAAAAUACAUUGCGCGUGUUGCUGCAAAUGUUGAGCCUGAAGUGUAUAAUUGGACAAACAAUAGGGGGACCUGCUUAAUCAGGUUUGCACUCAUGGAGUUGCAGGAUUCAUAUGUGUGAUCAUUAAACGCACCAAAAAGUGGUUCUGGGUUUCACCUGAUAUACGUAAUCCAAUUGUUUAGUCAUUCAAUAUUUAUCUGAUAGGAUUUUCAUGGAUAGUUUGCAUAAUGUAGCACUCUUCCUAAACGGCGAUAUGCUACUCUCUUGA